Molecule: messenger RNA, 429 nt
Organism: Lymnaea stagnalis (great pond snail)
Lineage: Eukaryota; Metazoa; Mollusca; Gastropoda; Lymnaeidae
Source: the annotation of a GenBank genome assembly
ACGUCUCAUUUGACUGUGGAGGCAGAACGUCUCAUUUCACUGUGGAGACAGAAUAUCUCAUUUCACUGUGGAGGCAGAAUGUCUCAUUUCACUGUGGAGGCAGAACAUCUCAUUUCACUGUGGCGGCAGAACGUCUCGUUUCACUGUGCUCGCAGAACGUCUCAUUUUAAAGGUCUUAGAAUGCCAAUUUAUCAAAUGAUAAUUUUUGUAAACAAUUUAAGUGGCAAUAGUAAAUCAAAAAGUCACAGUUCAUCUAUUCAGAGCCUUGAAACAGUUGUUUGGCCCAUGGUAAUGUUUAAUUUAGCACACCAGCAUCACCUUUCAUCCAAUCAGAGCCUUGAAACAGUUCUUUGGCCCAUCCUAAAGACAGAGCUACUAAUGUUUAAUUUAGCACACCAACAUCACCUUUCAUCCAAUCAGAGCCUUUAA